AUUCGACUCCGGGUUUUGAUGCGGAGACAGUCCUCGGUGACCAGCUUCCAGCGGCAAGUACUACGAGCUGCUUSAGCACAUAACUUUUUAAUGUCUCCGUUUAGCCUUUAGUUUGUUAACUCACCGUGCGAACAAACCAGACCUUUUCCUGCUCUGUUUGGKCUAUUUUUGCCUGUUAAACCAGGCCAGCCUGAACGUGUCGCGCUGGAUAUCCCCGUCACCACAUUAAAAAACAAACCCGAAGCCUGAUAUUUUUUGGUGUUUGAAGGAAUUUAAAAGGACUGCCUUGGACUUUACUUUUUUUAGGAAGACGUCGGGAAGAUGUUGGGAAAGGUAUGAAAGGGUUGAUAGUUAUCUCUGGAAGUGCCAGAUAUGCGUUGAGGUGCCCUGGUUGCGGAUUCAGCCUGCUCGGUCAUCGGGCUGAGGCGGCGCAKGGGGAGAGGUUUAUUUGGGGGUUGGAAGAAGUCUCGUGUGGAGGGGAGCACAAAGAGCCCCUUUUACCGUCCAAGUUUCAACCAUGAACCCCAUGUGCUGACAGAAGGACCGAGGUGGGGAGUUGAGUUUCAACGCUUCAGUUUUAUGCAAAGACUUGUUUAACAAAAAAAAAAAAAAAAAAAAAGGGCACAAAAGUUGGACAACUUUCCCAGGUUAUGGUGAGGAAAAAAAGCAGCUACAAGCAGACGGCUUUAGUUUCAGAAGCAUCGCUUUAAAUGCGAACCGGUCUGCACGUUUACAGCCGAGCUGCAGGUCCAGGGGCUCCCAGAGCCACUGGGUUUUAAUCAGUUUUUUACCACCUUGGAGCAAAACCAUGAUGGAGCUGAUAAACAAGAGCACGGUUCUGCUGCUGGGGUGCAUCAUCUCUAACUGGAUUCUCCUGGUUUCUGCAGAGGAAGAGGUCCUGAUGAACACUAAAACAGAAACAUCUGAUCUUAAAUGGACCAUCUUCUCCCAGGACAGAUCAGAGUCUCAGUGGGAGGAAGUAAGCGGUUUAGACGAGGAGAAAGACAGCGUGAGGACCUUUCAGAUCUGCCAGACGGAGAGCUCGUCGAGCCAGUGGCUGCGCAGUGGCUUCAUCCAGAGACGAGGGGCGACUCAGGUCUACGUGGAGCUGCGAUUCACCAUGAUGGAGUGUUCCUCCAGGAGCACGCACCACCGCAGCUGUAAGGAAACCUUUAACCUCUACUACUACCAGGCCAACUCUAAUGAGGCCACAGCCACCUUCCCACCCUGGAUGGAGAACCCCUACACUAAGGUGGACACAGUGGCUGCAGACUUCCUACUGAGGAAGGGCGGGGAGAGAAAAUUCAACGUGAAGACACUUAGACUCGGCCCUCUGAGCAUGAGAGGUUUCUACUUGGCCUUCCAGUCGCAGGGUGCCUGCAUGGCCCUUCUGUCUGUGCGGGUGUUUUUCAAGAAAUGUCCCCCUCUGGUCAGCGCGCUCUCAUCUUUCCCCGAGACCGUCCCCCGUUAUCUGGUGCAGGAGGCACAGGGUUCCUGCGUGGAGCACGCCGCUCAGCAGGGGUCCCGAUCUCGGACGCCUAAGCUCUUCUGCGGCGAAGACGGCCAGUGGGUGGGGCAGCCAACGACUUCCUGUGCCUGCCUUCCUGGGUUUGAACCAGCGGAGGGACAGACACGUUGCACAGCCUGCCCUGCAGGUCAGUUCAAGUCGGGCACGGAGGGRCAGUGCAGGACCUGCCCAGCAUCCAGCCAGGCCACCACCAGGGGGGCGUCGGUGUGCGCGUGUCGCCCCGAGUUCCUGCGUGCUGGAUCAGACACCCCAGAGACCCCGUGCACCAAACCUCCCUCGGCUCCACGCAACCUCGACCCUUGGAUCAACGACACCAUGCUCACUCUGAAGUGGAACGAGCCCGUGGACAGCGGCGGCAGGAAAGACCUGAGCUACGCCAUCAGGUGCUCCGUCUGCAGGUCGGCCAAGGGCUCGUGCCUCCCGUGCGGCGACAGCGUCAGCUACCGGCCCUCACAGGACGGCCUGCUGGGUCGCCGGGUGGAGGUGUGGGGCCUGCUGCCUCACACCACAUACACCUUCACGGUCCAGGCACUGAACGGCGUGUCUUCGCUCAGCAACAAGGAGCCUGCCAGUGAAAGCAUCAACAUCACCACCAGCCAUGAAGUGCCGUCGCUGGUGUCUGUGAUUUGGAAGAGCGAGUCCACAGAAAGCAGCCUGACUCUGCAAUGGUUAGUCCCUGCUCAGCCGCAUUACAACAUCCUGCAGUAUCAGCUACGCUACUGUGAGAAGGAGAGACAGAGUGAAAAUCAGUGCUUGUACACAGAGAGUAAAAGAAACGAAGUGGUGCUGACAGACCUCCGCAGGGCCACUCAGUACGAAGUGCAGGUCCGGGCGCGCACCCUGGCUGGUUAUGGCAGCUUCAGUUCUGCAGCUGUCUUCCGCACCCUGCCUGAUGGAUAUGACUCUGCCUCCCAGUUCUUGGUACCUGGUAUCCUUAUCGCUGUUGGGAUGCUGCUGCUUGUCACUUUCGUCUUCGUGGCCGCCUACUGCAUACGACGACACAGCCGAAUAAAAGAUCCAGAGCUGAGUGACAAAAACAACCAGUACUUUGCUGGACAAGGGGUCAAGGUUUAUAUCGACCCUUUCACCUAUGAGGACCCUAAUGAGGCAGUGCGAGAAUUUGCCAAGGAAAUUGAUGUUUCCUUUGUCAAGAUAGAGGAGGUUAUCGGUGCCGGCGAGUUCGGGGAGGUCUGUCGAGGACGGCUGAAAAUCCCCGGGAAAAAAGAAAACUACGUAGCAAUUAAGACCCUGAAAGGAGGCUACACGGACAAGCAGAGGAGGGACUUUCUGUCYGAGGCAUCCAUCAUGGGCCAGUUCCAGCACCCCAACAUCAUCCAUCUUGAGGGAAUCAUCACUGCCAGCUGUCCAGUCAUGAUCCUCACCGAGUUUAUGGAGAACGGAGCGCUGGACUCGUUUCUGCGGCUGAAUGACAGCCAGUUCACUCCCAUCCAGCUGGUGGGGAUGUUGCGCGGCAUCGCCUCGGGCAUGAAGUACCUGGCAGAGAUGAGCUACGUCCACAGAGACCUGGCUGCCCGCAACAUCCUGAUCAACAGCAACCUGGUGUGCAAGGUUUCGGACUUCGGCUUGUCGCGCUUCUUACAGGAGAACUCCUCUGACCCGACGUACACCAGUUCCCUGGGAGGUAAGAUUCCUAUCCGCUGGACAGCACCGGAGGCGAUAGCCUUCAGAAAGUUUACUUCAGCCUCAGACGUGUGGAGCUAUGGCAUCGUUAUGUGGGAGGUCAUGUCUUUUGGAGAAAGACCCUACUGGGAUAUGAGCAACCAGGAUGUAAUCAAUGCCAUAGAACAAGACUACCGGCUUCCCCCGCCACCCGACUGCCCCACCCACCUACACCAGCUGAUGUUGGACUGCUGGCAGAAGGACCGCUCGGCUCGUCCUCGCUUCGCGGACCUUGUUAGCGCUCUGGACAAACUCAUACGCAACCCUGCGUCGCUAAAAAUAGUUGCUCAAGAAGGAGGAGGGCCGUCCUACCCCCUGCUGGACCAGCGUGCACCUUUAGCCCUCUCGCCAUGCUCUUCAAUCGGGGAAUGGCUGAGGGCCAUCAAGAUGGAGCGCUAUGAGGACAGCUUCCUGCAGGCGGGCUUCAACUCCAUGGAUCAGCUGGCCCAAAUCACGGCACAAGAUCUGCUUCACAUGGGAGUGACUUUAGCUGGGCAUCAGAGAAAAAUCCUUUCCAGCAUCCAGACAAUGACCUUUCAAAAUAAGGGCACUGCAACUGUGACUUUCUAGCUGCUCUGCCUUCUAUCCUGGAUGUGAAUAGAGCACACAGGUGUGCAAGUGUGUCCAAAAGCAGUCUGGAUCUUUUCCUGUGACCCACUUUGUACACGGACUCCGAGGAAGAAGGGAGAAUGUAUUCAUUACCAGGAAGAAGAGGAGGGGGGGAGAAAUCAGCCAGUAAGAAUGACUGAUGAAACUUGUCAAGAAACUGGCUGGAACCUGUCACCCGGAGUGACCAGGUGAUAAAGUCAUGCAGUCAUUUUUACACUUUCAGUAUUUUUACAUCGACCAAGAAUAGGAGCCGAAACAUCUGCCAAACCACGAGGAGUGACAGACCAGAGUUUACACUAUUUCUAAAGUUUCUUCUCAAUCUGAAAUUGAUCAUUUACUUACUUGUUUUAAAAAAAUGUCUAACCUUUAACCAAAGGAAAGAAAAGAAAAUGCUAAUGUAAGAUUUGUCAUUUUGAUAUACAGUAUGUGUUGUAAUUAGAAAAGAGAAAUGUGUCUUUUCAUUAAUCCUGGAUCAUCWUUUUUAUGUUAAAAUUUAACAUUUUAACUUUGGGACUUCUUUUGUUUCAUUAUAUUUUAAAAGUACCUCCUCUUAACUCAGGUGUGACGUGUAGUACAGACUUGAAGGAGUUCUGUACCUGCCCUAAUCAGGCUCCUCAUCUUCCUCAGUCUGGCUCUGACAGCUCAGAAAUGUCUGAGAACAAAUAAGGCACAGAGACAUUUCGGCACUUUCGUCAUUUCAGAGUGAAUUGUAAUCUUCUGUGAUUCCAUCAGUUUUUUCUUCAGCUGUGUUUUUGUUGGAURUUUCUGCCCGGCAGCUCAGUUAUGCUAUAAUCAUCCAGAACCAGAACCGAGUGGACUCAGAGACCAGAGAACACUGUAUAAUUGGUUUUCAACUCAAUGAAUAAGAUCUGGCCUCAAAACUUGUUUUUUMUUAAAAUAAGUGAUAAUGUACUUUWUCUUAUUCUUGUUUCUGUAUUUCCAUCUUCCAGUGCCAUGUAUUUGUCAAAGUGUUCUUUAAUGCCAAUUUUAUAAAGCAGAAGUCUCGGUGUGA
This is a messenger RNA of Austrofundulus limnaeus, 4829 nucleotides long. It is a transcript of the gene ephb4a, whose product is annotated as eph receptor B4a. Gene Ontology annotation, cellular component: dendrite; plasma membrane. Bases 809 to 3778 code for a protein of 989 amino acids. Lineage: Eukaryota; Metazoa; Chordata; Actinopteri; Cyprinodontiformes; Rivulidae. Gene Ontology annotation, biological process: ephrin receptor signaling pathway; protein phosphorylation; axon guidance. Gene Ontology annotation, molecular function: protein binding; transmembrane-ephrin receptor activity; ATP binding. The record is from RefSeq and is a predicted model, not a curated record. The transcript has 17 exons.